Molecule: messenger RNA, 2431 nt
Organism: Acanthochromis polyacanthus (spiny chromis)
Lineage: Eukaryota; Metazoa; Chordata; Actinopteri; Pomacentridae
Product: basic proline-rich protein-like
Exons: 3
Coding region: 1210-2271 (353 amino acids)
Source: RefSeq, a predicted model, not a curated record
AGAUUUCUGGAUGAAGCAAGGAACUACCUGGAAACCCUCCUCAUAUUGCUCUAUACAAUAAUCUGUUGGUUUUGCAAUCCAUUGUUUGGUUAUAUACUGCUUUUUAAGUAGACUGCAUCUGUAUUGGCCUUAGAAAUGUAAACAAGCUUUUGUUAAAACAUUUUGACACAUGAGCUUCCACUGGUUGUGUAGCCUUGUUUUGCAUUCUGAUGUAAUAAAUUCUGACAUUAAAACUAAAAUGGAUGGAUUCUGUUUAUUUUCUCAGUUCUGCUUUUUUGCUUUUCAUAACUUCUGUUUAUAAUUAUUAUGUGAUUAUGGUAGCUUUCAAAUUUUUCUCCUGGAGGUUUUGUCUUUUUUUCAUCCAGUGGAAAAUCGCAGCUGAGUGAAGGGCUGUUGCACUGCUGUCCGUAUAGUGCCAAUCUCAAGAAAGCCACUGAAUGGCGCCAGAGUUUCGAGUCCUUCAAACAGUGGUUUUCGAAGUGGAUGUAACUAAAACAGCAUAUGAUGCCCUUGAUCGUGUUUUUCAAGUGUUAUUUUUAACAGUUAUAAAACUGGAAAUGUAAGAUUUGCAAUAUGAGUUAGCUGGUUUUCUUGUCAGUGUUGCUUAUCUGGUGCCUUGUGGAGACACUUCACAAAAACUGUUGGGAGAUCAGGUCCGGCCCCUGAUGGCGAGUGUUGGAUUUCAAGCUCUAGGUGUGGCUUCAUAUAAAGGCAGAGCCAGCUGCCUGCUGCAUCUGUAGAUCUACUCUUCAAAACACAGUAAGUUUAUGAGCAGCUAUCUAGGAAUGAUUACCAGAAAGUAUGUGCAUACAUGCAUGUCUGUGAGUGUGAGUGUGUGUGUGUGUGUGUGUGUGCUUGUAAAAUAGUGCUAUGGUGACAUAGAACUGCUUACACAGCAACAUGGUGUGGACUCAUCUUCCUUUUAGGGACUAAACACAACAUGUAUGACAUUUAGGUAGUGAGAAAUAGCAGUUUUUUCUUUACAGUCAUAUGAGACUUGACUUUGUAAUAUCACAAACUGUGUGCUGCAGUACCUCCAAUCUGCACUGCAAAAUGUUACUUAAAGUAACAUUUAUUGAUUGGUGCUGCUUUCUGUCUCACUGUAUAGUAUUGUAACUGUGACAGAAUACAAUUUACUUUCUCGUGUUAAGAGUUACUUUGUGUUCAUUAGGCUCUUUCACAUUCAGGGUUUGGAUCUAAAAUUUUGAAAUGUCUGGCCCAGGCAGAGAUUACCAGUGGUCCCCAGGCUGUCCUCCUCCGCCGGGCCCAGGACCACGUCCCCCAUCACCUGGUCCACCAUGUCAGCCCUACCCUCCUCCAUGUGGUCCACCAAGACCACGUCCCUCAUCACCUGGUCCACCAUGUCAGCCCUACCCUCCUCCAUGUGGUCCGCCAGGGCCACGUCCCCCACCACCUGGACCAGGGCCAUGUCCCCCACCACCUGGACCACCAUGGCAGCCUCCAUGUGGUCCACCAGGGCCAGGACCACGUCCUCCACCACCUGGCCCAGGACCACGUCCCCCACCACCUGGACCACCAUGGCAGCCUCCAUGUGGUCCACCAGGACCAGGACCACGUCCUCCACCACCUGGACCACCAUGUCAGCCCUACCCUCCUCCAUGUGGUCCACCAGGACCAGGUCCACGUCCUCCAUCCCCUGGCCCAGGACCACGUCCCCCACCACCUGGACCACCAUGUCAGCCCUACCCUCCUCCAUGUGGUCCACCAGGACCAGGUCCACGUCCUCCAUCCCCUGGCCCAGGACCACGUCCCCCACCACCUGGACCACCAUGUCAGCCCUACCCUCCUCCAUGUGGUCCACCAGGACCAGGUCCACGUCCUCCAUCCCCUGGCCCACCAGGCCAACCCUACCCUCCUCCAUGUGGUCCACCUAUAUGCCCUCCUGUAUACCCACCUUAUGAAGAACCAGGGCCAGUAGUACGUCCUCCAUCCCCUGGCCCACCCUGCCAACCCUGUCCUCCUCCAAGUGGUCCACCUGUAUGUCCUCCCGUAAACCCACCUUAUGGAGGACCAGGGCCAGUAGUACGUCCUCCAUCCCCUGGUCAUGGGCAUCAUGGACAUGGACACGGUCAUGGGCAUCAUGGUCAUGGGCACGGGCAUCAUGGACACGGUCAUGGGCAUCAUGGUCAUGGACACGGGCAUCAUGCACACGGUCAUGGGCAUCAUGGUCAUGGACACGGGCAUCAUGGACACGGUCAUGGCCAUGGUCAUGGGUCUUCCAGCAGCUCCUGCAGCAGCGACUCGGACUAGAUGAAGAUUUCUGGAUGUGAAGAGACAAGUUGCCACCUGGAAACCUUUUUCCUCGUAGUUACAAAAGUAGUGACAGUUACUUCAGCCAUCUGUGCUUUAAAACAGGAGUGCUUCUUGUUUCGCACUAUCAGGAUUUAAAUCAAAAACUUUUUUUUUUUUU